ACGACGUUCCACAUAUUAUCCACCAUAACAGUACAUGAUUUGUACAACUCAAUCACAAACAAAAGAGACAACAGACAAAAGUAGACAAACAACCAUAGAUUUGAAUUAAGUGAAUAUUAUUUCAGAAUGACAAAUCGUUUGAAGCUUUAUUGUGCCUGGUUUUGUCCCUUUGCCCAGCGGGCUUGGAUUGCUUUGCUGGAAAAGGGUAUCGAUUUUGAAUAUAUUGAAUACAACCCUUACAAAGAAAAAACAAAGGAGUUCCUUCAACUUAAUCCGAGAGGGCUUGUACCUGUGAUAGAAGCCAAUGGUAAAUCUGUAUACGAGUCUGAUGUAUGCAUAGAAUUUGUAGAUGAAUAUGGAGGAAAUCAAAAUAGACUUCUACCAACGGAUAUACUUGAUAGGGCAAAGAUGAGAAUUGUAAGUGGUUAUAUAUCUCGCGAGAUUACGCCUCUCUAUUACAGAAUGCUGCUAAAACAAGAUAAAAACAUUCAAGAGAGUGUCAAAUCAGAAUUGCUAAGUAACCUUAAAACUUUAAUGGAAUUUAAAUCAGAUUCAUAUCCUUUUUUCGGUGGCGAUAAAUUGGCAAUGCCAGAUAUAAUGCUAGCACCUUUCGCUAUGCGAUUUCCCGUACUUCAACAUCAUCGAGGUUUCCAAAUUCCUGAUACUAAAGAAUAUAAAGCCGUUCACAAAUGGAUAAACGCUUGCCAGAAUCAACCAUCGGUAAUGCAAUCAACAUGUGAUACCGACAAAUCUAUUAUGAUAUAUGCAUCCUAUGCUGAUGGAACGGCAGCUGUUAGGAGUAAACUUUGAAAUAGUUAAAGCUUGAUAUAUAAUGGAAACGUGUUUAAUAUUGAAAUGAUUGCUACUGACUUUAAAGUGACAGAUCAAGAAGCUUAACGCGUUAAAAUACUUUCUUUCCACAUUAUAUCGAAAUGUUGUUCUAUCUAAAACAUAUGCUGCAGUUUCAUCUUGUACGCAUUAACAAUAUAGUGUUCUUCUUCUGUUUAUACUACACCGUUAACACACCGUUAAUAUAUUAUUACUAUACCAUAGAUACAUGACAUCUCUUAAAUCAAAUACACAUAUUAUGAAAUUAUUGAUUUUUUUUUUACAAAAGUAAACAUAUUUAAAAUUAUUGAAAUUUUUACAAAACAAGUUGUUUUGAAAGAGAUGUAAUCAUUAGUAUACAUCAAUGAUGAGCAUCACAACAAUACAAUGAAACCAGUUAUCCACUGUUUGACCAUUUACAUCGAUAUCAACAGUUUGAGAUCUCCUUGCAGAUUGUUGCUCAUCAAACUAUUAACAGUUCCUGCUCAACCGGUAGCACCGGGCAACAGGAACUGCUUACACUUCCGGAGCACAUGAGUGCACCCCGUUAAGGUGGGGUUUGUGUUGCUCAAUCUUUAGUUUUCUAUGCAGUGUUUUGUGGACUCUGUCAUGUUCGUCUUUUCGUCAUAUUUCGUUUUUUGCUAUGGCGUUGACAUUUUCUUCGACUAAUGAGUUUUGAAUACCCGCUUCUUAUCUUCCAUCUUUUUUUUUAUAGUGAAUUUUGAAUAAAAAGGUGCUUUGAUACGUAAUGGCUAUCUUUGUGCGUUAAAUAAUGAAAAAUGUUGUGCGCAUGUUACAUAUUCGGUUUAAAUCUCGAAAUAAAAGUUUUAAAAACCAAAUACAAACUAUAUUUAUAAUACAUGUAAUCCAAAAGGGCGCAUUAUGUUAAGACAUUAAUUAGUCAGUUUAGAUACCAAUUUAUUGUUAAAGUCGUUUUCGUCCUGAACAUGCAUGAGAUAUUUCCACUGUAAAGUUACAAAACAAAAAGCAAUAUAUCAGAUAUCGGUAUGUUAUUUUUCCAUUUAUCUUAAAUUAUGAAUCCAAGGAGAUUUGGUAGAUUGAUAACAAGACAACUAUCCACCUGAGACCAAAGGACGAAGAUGCAAGCAAGUACAGGGCAUGCGCAUUGCACGAUCUUCAACACGGAACAAGACUCAUACCGUUUAGUAAGCUAAAAAAAAAACGCCCCAGCAUGACAAAUGUGAAACAAAUUAAAAGCAAAAGCCAAUUACAACUAACAAAUAACCCAUUUUUUUCCCAGACUAAAAUUUAAAUCAGUACACAUCCAACGGAUUAAGUGUUUAGACGUCAUAAACAAUCUG
Messenger RNA from Mytilus californianus (California mussel), 2150 nucleotides. RefSeq lists its product as uncharacterized. Lineage: Eukaryota; Metazoa; Mollusca; Bivalvia; Mytilida; Mytilidae. Gene Ontology annotation, cellular component: cytoplasm. The record is from RefSeq and is a predicted model, not a curated record. The transcript has 2 exons. Gene Ontology annotation, molecular function: glutathione transferase activity. Bases 127 to 810 code for a protein of 227 amino acids.